AUGACCGCCCAGGAGGCGCCGCGCACUCGUUCGAUAUCAAGGGCUUCAGCUUCGAUUCAGGGCCAUCCUGUUUUCCGGGUUCCAGUCCAGAGCCCCCCAGUCCUUGAUGCGUUAGGCCAAUCAGUCCCUUGCGUGUCUUAUGACUCUUGGAUGGUUUAUGUACCUGAAGGACAAUUCCUCUCACGGAUAGGACCAACUAAAUUCCUCAAGGACCUUGAGAUGUUUGUUGGUGUUGACGCUGUCCAGGAGUGGAAAAAACUUCUUGUUGCAGUUAUUCCUAUGUCUGCAGCUGCAAUGGCUUUGCCUCCACUUUCUAUUCGAGGCGAUCUAGGCAUUCUAUCUACAGCUGCUGGUAGAUAUGCUCCUUCGUUGUUGAAAUCAUUCAUACAAAUGGGACCCCAAGGAGCUCUGGGCGCUACAAAACUGCUACGUCCAUUCAAAGAAAUUGUUGAUUCGCUGGGGCUGAAAAAUCCCUUUGUUCGUAACUGGAUCGAUCUCCUGUGCUUUCUACUUGCUGGAGUUAAAUCUGAUGGUACUCUUUCUGCAGAAAUGGUUUAUAUGUUUGCAGAAUGGUACAAACCAGGAUGCUUGCUUGAGUACCCUCUAGGUGGAACUGGAGCAAUCAUAGAUGCCCUCAUCUUAAUCGAGAAUGGUCGAGCAGUUGGUGUCAAGCUACAAAGUGGACAAGUCGUCCGUGCAAAGAAAGCGGUUGUUAGCAAUGCAUCUAUGUGGGAUACUUUGGAUCUGCUACCACCAAAUGUUGUCCCAAAAUCAUAUGAAGAUAGAGUGAAAGCAACUCCACAAUGUGAAUCGUUUAUGCAUCUCCACCUUGGUUUUGAUGCAGAGAAUGCUAGAGAGGACCUUGGGAUCCAUCAUAUUGUGGUUGAUGAUUGGAACAAAGGAGUUGAUGGUGAACAAAAUGUUGUGUUGAUAUCCGUUCCUAGUGUUCUUAGUAAGGACCUGGCACCACCUGGAAAGCACAUUCUUCAUGCAUAUACUCCAGGGACAGAACCUUUCAGUUUGUGGGAGGGAUUGGACAGGAAAAGUGCAGAAUAUCGAAGAUUGAAGGAAGAACGUUCUGAGGUGAUGUGGAAAGCUGUGGAGCUUGCUCUUGGCCCAAAAUUUAGCCGCGCAAAAUGCGACGUGAAAUUGGUCGGGACACCACUAACGCACAAGAGAUUUCUCCGAAGGAAUAGGGGAACCUAUGGUCCAGCCAUAAAAGCUGGAGAAGCCACUUUCCCUGGGCAAGCAACACCAAUCCCCCAGCUCUUCUGCUGCGGUGACUCGACUUUUCCAGGGAUCGGACUAAUCGGAGUGCCGGCGGUCGCGGCAAGCGGCGCAAUCGUCGCCAACACACUGGUUCCGGUGUCGCAGCAUUUGGAGCUUCUUGACGCUGUUGGAAUUUGA
This is a messenger RNA of Miscanthus lutarioriparius, 1407 nucleotides long. NCBI's taxonomy places the organism in Eukaryota, Viridiplantae, Streptophyta, Magnoliopsida, Poales, Poaceae. The record is from the annotation of a GenBank genome assembly.